UUUCUGGUUCACAGUGAUGAGGCUAACCAAGCCUACUUUAUUCACUAAUAUUCCGGUGACUUGUGAAGAGAGAGAUUUGCCAGGUAAUCUAUUUAACCAGCUCAUGAAAGAUGAUCCUUCUACUGUAACUGGAGCAGAAACUUUGAUGCUAGGAGAAAUGCUUACUUUGCCUCAAAAUUUUGGAAAUAUAUUUCUAGGAGAGACAUUUUCCAGUUACAUCAGUGUACAUAAUGAUAGUAAUCAAAUGGUCAAGGAUAUAUUGGUAAAGGCUGAUCUUCAGACAAGUUCUCAGCGCUUGAAUCUUUCAGCUUCUAGUGCGGCAGUGGCAGAACUCAAACCAGACUGUUGUAUUGAUGAUGUGAUUCAUCAUGAAGUAAAGGAAAUAGGAACACACAUCUUAGUUUGUGCAGUAAGUUACACUACACAGAUGGGAGAAAAGAUGUACUUCAGAAAGUUCUUCAAAUUCCAGGUUCUUAAACCACUAGAUGUGAAGACUAAAUUCUACAAUGCUGAGAGUGACCUCAGUUCUGUGACAGAUGAAGUGUUUCUGGAAGCUCAGAUUCAGAAUAUCACCACCUCUCCAAUGUUUAUGGAGAAGGUUUCUUUGGAGCCAUCUAUUAUGUACAAUGUUGCAGAACUGAACACAGUAGACACCUCAGGGGAAAGAGCAUCUACUUUUGGCUCAAGGACUUAUUUACAGCCUAUGGAUACACAUCAGUAUUUAUCCUGCCUAAAGCCAAAGCAAGAAUUUGCAGAGAAAGCUGGAGUAAUAAAAGGUGUAACAGUAAUUGGGAAACUAGACAUCGUAUGGAAAACGAAUCUGGGUGAACGAGGAAGGUUGCAAACUAGCCAGCUCCAAAGAAUGGCUCCCGGUUACGGCGACGUGAGGCUUUCUCUGGAGACGAUACCAGACACUGUAAAUUUGGAAGAACCUUUUGACAUUACAUGUAAAAUAACAAAUUGCAGCAGUGAAAGGACUAUGGAUCUGGUUUUAGAGAUGUGCAAUACGAGCUCCAUCCACUGGUGUGGAGUUUCAGGAAGGCAGCUUGGAAAGCUGCACCCAAGCUCAUCCCUCCACCUUGCACUUACGUUAUUGUCUUCAGUGCAGGGACUGCAAAGUGUCUCUGGCUUAAGACUUACAGACACAUUUUUGAAGAGAACAUAUGAGUAUGAUGAUAUUGCACAAGUCUGUGUUGUUUCUUCCGAAAUCAAAAAAGAAAGUUGAAGAAAGAAGUUCCAUAAAUACUUUUGCUGGGCUUUUUUGGACCAACCUUCUAUGGCUUUGCAGCUGAAUUAUUAAAAUGUGUAAAAAGAAAAAAACCCGAUAUAUCUAU
Molecule: messenger RNA, 1334 nt
Organism: Tinamus guttatus (white-throated tinamou)
Lineage: Eukaryota; Metazoa; Chordata; Aves; Tinamiformes; Tinamidae
Source: RefSeq, a predicted model, not a curated record